Molecule: messenger RNA, 2265 nt
Organism: Euleptes europaea (tarantolino)
Lineage: Eukaryota; Metazoa; Chordata; Lepidosauria; Squamata; Sphaerodactylidae
Product: vomeronasal type-2 receptor 26-like
Exons: 7
Coding region: 1-2265 (754 amino acids)
Biological process (GO): G protein-coupled receptor signaling pathway
Cellular component (GO): membrane
Molecular function (GO): G protein-coupled receptor activity
Source: RefSeq, a predicted model, not a curated record
AUGAGCAUGACUGGCCAUAGCUACAGUACCUAUAAUGCUGUCUAUGCCAUUGCACGUGCUCUACACAUCUUGGCAUCUGCCAGAACCAACCACAGAGCCAUGGAGGAUGGGGGCAGCCUGGCUUCUCUGAAUGUGCCACCUUGGAAGCUCCACACACUUCUUCGGAGAAUUGCUUUCAACAACAGUGCCGGAGAUGAAGUGACCUUUAAUGAACAUGGAGAAUUGGAAGGUGGAUUUGAUAUUACCAAUUUGGUCGUUUUUUUAAAUAAGUCCUAUGUCAGAGACAAGAUCGGGAGUCUGGAUCCUCAGGCCUUGAUAACAAAGUUCUACCAGCACAUCCUUGCUUUGGUGUUUGCCAUCCAUGAGGUCAACAAGAACCCCAAUAUCUUGCCAAAUGUCACCCUUGGGUUUCACAUUCAUGACUCCUAUGUAUAUCUGAAAUGGACUUACAGGACCAUCCUGGACCUACUCUUCACAUCACUUGAACUUGUCCCAAACUACAAGUGUGGCACCCAGAAAAAAAUGAUCGGUGUCAUUGGGGGAUAUACUUCUGAAAUCUCAACAGAUAUAGCAACUCUCUUAAGUCUUUACAAGAUCCCACAGUUUUCAUUUGGCUCAUUUGAAUCAGCAGUGGAUAACCCAACCAGUCUCCCUCCCUUUUACCGCACGGCCCCCCAGGAAGCCCUUCAGUACGAGGGAAUUGUCCAGCUAUUUCUGCAUUUCGGCUGGAAAUGGGUUGGGCUCUUCACUAUGGAUAAUGAAGUAGGAGACCAUUUUUUGCAAGCAGUUGAGCUGAUGCUUUCAAGGAAAGGAAUCUGUGUGGCCUUCAUAGAAAAAGCCAUAAUACAGGUCAUAUGGGAUGACAUAAAUUUUAUAUUAAAAUAUUUCGACAGUAGUAAAACAGAUUUCUUGGAUAGCAAAGCCAAUGCAAUUGUUCUACAUGGAGAAAGUAUAACCCUUGCCUGGCUGACAACCAUUAUCUCUAUUCCGACAUUUUUAAUGAAUGUGACAGGUUCUGAUUAUGUGAGAAUUGCAUUCAACAACAGUGCCGGAGAUGAAGUGACCUUUAAUGAACAUGGAGAAUUGAAAGGUGGAUUUGAUAUUACCAAUAUGGUCACUUUUCCAAAUGAGUUCUAUGUCAGAGUCAAGAUCGGGAGGCUGGAUCCUCAGGUUCCACUUAGUGAAAGAGUUACCAUCGACGAGGACAGAAUUCAGUGGAACAGACACCUCACAGAGCUGCCUCCCUUAUCUGUGUGUAAUGACAACUGCAAGCCUGGUUUCAGCAAGAAAAAGAAGGAAGGGGAGCCAUUCUGCUGCUACGAUUGUGAUCCAUGUCCAGAAGGGAAAAUGUCAGACAAAGAGGACAUGGAUUCUUGCAGGAGUUGCUCUGAAGGUCAUUAUCCAAACCUGGGACAAGUCCAAUGUAUUCCCAAGAUUCCAAAUUUCCUUUCCUUUGCAGAACCCUUGAGCAUAAUUUUAGCCUUUUUGGCUCUCUUCUUUUCUCUGAUCACAGCCCUGGUGCUCGCAAUCUUUGUCAAAUACAAGGACACCCCCAUAGUUAAAGCCAACAACCAGAGCCUCACCUACUGUCUACUCAUCUCUCUCCUUCUCUGCUUCCUCUGCUCCUUGCUCUUCAUUGGAUGGCCCAACCGGCUGACCUGCCUCCUCCGACAAACGACUUUUGGCAUCAUCUUCUCAGUUGCUGUUUCUUCUGUCUUGGCGAAAACGGUUACAGUCGUGGUGGCAUUUAUGGCCUCUAAGCCAGGAAAUGUUUUUCGAAAGUGGGUGGGGAAACAAUUGGCAUGGUCUAUUGUUAUCUUUUGCUUCUUUGUUCAAGUUGGCAUUUGUGCUGUUUGGCUAGGAUCUUCUGCUCCAUUUCCAGAAGUGGACAUGCAUUCACUGCAUAGAGAAAUCAUAGUGCAAUGCAAUGAAGGGUCAGCCACCAUGUUUUACUGUGUCUUGGGCUACAUGGGAUUUCUGGCCACCGUCUGCUUUAUUGUGGCAUUCCUGGCCAGAAGGUUGCCUGACAGUUUCAAUGAAGCCAAGUUCAUCACCUUCAGCAUGUUGGUCUUCUGCAGUGUUUGGCUGUCCUUUCUCCCCACCUACCUGAGCACUCAAGGAAGAGACACGGUGGCCGUGGAGAUCUUCUCCAUUUUAGCUUCCAGUGCUGGCUUACUAGGCUGCAUCUUUUUUCCCAAAUGCUAUGUCAUCAUUCUGAGGCCUGAGUUGAACAAAAGAGAGCAGCUGAUCAGGAAAAAUCAUUAA